CAAGCUUUCAUGCAAGUAAACAGCCUAGAUCCACCCCGCAAAGCGCUAACCGCCUACCGUAUAAUUCAAUAGUGGGGUUUAUUUGUACUGCGUAGUAUGUCAUAGGUUACUAUUGACUUGAACAUUUCUCCAUAAAAAAAACAUCCUCUCCCAAACAUUCUCUUCAAUACGAGAGCAAUACGCAAAGAACAACGACGAUGGAUAAGUCUGACCUCUUGGUAUACGCCAAGGAGUAUGCGACUACACAAGAUCUGUACGAGCUUCUGGGCGUGACGUCCGAUACAGCUAAACAGGACAUCCAUCGUGCCUGGCGUAAGCGCAGUUUGAAAUACCAUCCAGACAAAGCAGGUGCAAACUUCGACCCGGCAAAAUGGGAGUUAUUCGAACGAGCCCGGGACGUGCUGUCCGAUGCUGCGGCGCGCGAGGUCUACGAUUCGCAGCGGUCUGCCGCGCAGCUACGCGAACAGCAACGCCGAGCCAUGGACGCAAAGAGACGCGCGAUGGUAGAAGAUCUCGAGGCGCGAGAACGCGGGGGUGUCAAACGACCGCGGGACGAUAGCCAUGGUCCCACGAUGAGCGAAGCAGAGAGGAGGCGGUUAGCCGAGGCUGGGAAACGUCGCUUAGAAGAGAGGCAGAGAUUGAUGAGAGAAGCAGAGGCGAGAGAAAGGCAAAGAGAAUCGGAACGAGAUAGGGAGCAAGCAAAUAUAGAGGAUCAGCAGAAGUCAGGUCCGCCCAAAUCCGAACCAGCGGGUCGUAGAAAAACUCCUGAUGCCUCGAGCGCAGCCGAGUCAAAAACGGAUAUCGAUCCCGAACCCCCAAUACGAAACAACGAUGGUUACGACGACCAAAUUGCGGAUAUAGAGCGAAAAAUCCGAGAGGCGCGACUGCGGAAAGCAGCGAAGAAAGACAAGAAAGCAGCGCGGGAAAAUGGCGGGUCUGGCAAAGACAGGCUCGAGGCUCAUCAGGCUAAACCCAUUCCUGACGUACCAGAAGAGCUGAAAGCUGACGAGAAGAAGGACCCCUCGAUAUCAUCAGGGACAGCGAAGUCCUUUUCCUUCGCCCCGUCUACCAAUGCAUCCAACAGCAGCAAUGCUACCGCAAGUAGCAAACCUCGAGUAAAAGGGGACUUCUCAUCAACAAUGGCUAGGCUGCGAGCUGCUCAAGCUGAAAAGGAAGCGAGAAAGAAAGCGGAGGAGGCUGCUGCUGCUACAAGUGGUGCUGAGGUUGGCAGCUAAUAGCAAGCACUGCUACUUUGCUGUCUAGAUACUACUAUUCUCUUACCUUUUGAUGUCGUGAUACCCCUAGUUUAUGAAAGAAUAGAUGAUACGCCUAUAUCUUGGAUAAAGAUGAGAUACAUAA
Messenger RNA from Annulohypoxylon truncatum, 1359 nucleotides. Its product is annotated as DnaJ-domain-containing protein. Gene Ontology annotation, cellular component: spliceosomal complex. NCBI's taxonomy places the organism in Eukaryota, Fungi, Ascomycota, Sordariomycetes, Xylariales, Hypoxylaceae. Gene Ontology annotation, biological process: spliceosomal complex disassembly. The record is from RefSeq and is a predicted model, not a curated record. The transcript is spliced from 2 exons. Bases 198 to 1235 code for a protein of 345 amino acids.